AUGUCGUACAGCGCUAAACGCACUCGGUUGUCAGGAGCAGAAUACCAGAAAACACGUAUAGCACGUGAAUUAGAAAUAUCUAAACAAAAAGAUCGAAUUUUAAAUUUUUUUCAACCAGUACCAACUAGUAACUCCCAAAAUAAAAAUAAUAAUAUUUCUUCAGAUAACACAGAAAUUGAAAGUGACAAUACUGGUGUGUGUGAUAAUGUGCAGGCUCUUGUGGAAAAAGAAACACAUGUUUCAGAAUCUAACUUAGAAAAUGAUGGUAAUUUAACUUUAAAAGCUAAAACUUCCCCAGAAGAUUAUUGUGAAAGUAUUGAAUGCCAUGAAGAUUUGUUGAUUGAGGGUAAUGAAGCGAAUAACAUAACACUUUCCAUUUUAAAAGAUGAAACGUUACACAAUAAUUCCAAUUGUGAAAUGGUUGAACAAAAUGAUCAAGAUUUUAGUCUAGUAGAAGAUACACCUGCAGAUUCGUUUGACCUUGAAUUAUUAAAAGAUCCAAAGAUGUGGCCAGUUAUUUGUGAUAAAAUACGGAUGUUUUUAGUUCAAAAGGGCCCUUAUCAAACACAUUCGAAAUCGUACCCAAAAGAUGAUACAGGUCGAAGAUUUACAAUCAAUCAUUUUUUUAGAAAAUUAAGUAAUGGAAUGGAGGUAAAACGAUCAUGGUUAGUAUAUUCCGGUACGGGUGAUUCUGUAUUUUGUUAUUGCUGUAAAUUAUUUAAUGAGACAAAAUCGUCUUUAGGCAAAGAGGGAUAUCAUGAUUGGAAGAACAUUGCUGAAACGUUAAAACAACAUGAACGGUCUCCACAUCAUGAAACAUCUUUUCUUAAGUGGAAAGAACUAGAAAUAAGAAUAAAUAAUUCAAAAACCAUAGGCAAUAUAAAUGAAAAAAUAAUAAAAACGGAAAUUCAACAUUGGAGACAAGUUAUAGAAAGAAUAAUAUCAUUAAUAAGAGUACUUGGAAAUCAAAACUUAGCUCUACGGGGAACUCACGAUAAACUCAAUUUAGAAAAUAAUGGAAAUUUUUUAAAAUUCGUUGAGUUUUUAGGUAAAUUUGACCCAGUUAUGAAGGAACAUAUUAUAAGAAGAAUAACCUCCGAUGAAAUACACACUCAUUAUCUUGGAAAAGAGAUACAAAAUGAGAUAAUUAAUUUAUUAGCGAAAAAAAUUAGACUUCAUAUAUUAAAUUGUCUGAAAAAAGCAAAAUACUAUUCAAUUGUUCUCGAUUGUACGCCAGAUAUUAGCAAUAAAGAACAAAUGACUAUGAUUUUCAGAUUUGUCACGAUUUCAGAAGAUACUGGUGAAGUCACUAUAAAUGAACACUUCGUAGAUUUUAUUCAACUAUAUGAUACAUCUAGAUUUAAUAUGACAAAAGUCCUAUUGGAUAAAUUAAGAGAAUUUGAAGUUAAACUUGAGGAUAUGAGAGGUCAAGGCUAUGACAACGGAGCGAAUAUGCGUGGAAAACAUAGUGGUGUUCAAGCAAGAAUUCUUGAACUAAAUUCUAGAGCUUUUUAUGUACCAUGCAAUGCGCAUACUUUAAAUUUAGUUUUAAAUGAUUCUGCUAAUUGUUGCCUUGAAGCGGUCUCGUUCUUUAGUUUAAUUCAAGCAAUUUACAAUUUUUUUUCUUCAUCAACUCACCGUUGGGAUAUAUUGAUUAAAUAUUUACCCGGUUUAACUGUAAAACCACUAAGUGCUACUCGGUGGGAAAGUAGAGUGGAUGCAGUUAAAGCUAUUAGAUUCCAAUUAAAUGAAAUAUGUGAUGCAUUGUCAGAUAUUGUAGAAGAUAACACUUUAACUAAUGCAUCUGGUGUUAAAAGUCGUUCUGAAGCCCAAGGAAUUUAA
Messenger RNA from Macrosiphum euphorbiae (potato aphid), 1842 nucleotides. Lineage: Eukaryota; Metazoa; Arthropoda; Insecta; Hemiptera; Aphididae. The record is from the annotation of a GenBank genome assembly.